This is a messenger RNA of Linnemannia hyalina, 1860 nucleotides long. The record is from the annotation of a GenBank genome assembly. Lineage: Eukaryota; Fungi; Mortierellomycota; Mortierellomycetes; Mortierellales; Mortierellaceae.
AUGCAAGCGGAUCAGUCAAGCGCCACCAAGGGCGCCCCCUACACUCUCGACAUUUUGUCGUUGACGAGCGAGGCUAGAAACUCAUAUGGACUGCGUCGUCAGGAAUAUGGACGUUAUAGACACCACUGCACCCAAAGACUUCACAGGAUCAGAAAGACCCUUGGAUUCACUCAUGGAAAGGACAAGUCGUUUGCCUCCCGCCCCAUCACCGCCGAGACUGUCGAUGAUGAAAAGUACUUGCACUUAAUGCUGUUCCAGGCUGAGCGUGCCUGGGGAUACGCCAUGGAGAUCAAGGCAUUGUCGGUGGCAUUGGACGACACCCGCAAGCUGCAGCAUUACAUGAACCGAUUGAAGAAGGCUGCCAAGAUCGCUGGAGAACUGGAGGCUCUCUGCUCAACAAAGGCUGGCAAGGUCGAUGUCCGAUCUACGCUCGACGCCCAGGCCUACUCUGCAUUGAUGUCGGGAUACGUCCUCUUUGAGGCUCAACAGUGGCAGGGCGCCUUGGUGAAGUUUUCAGCUGCUCGUGCUAUCUACGACAAACUGUCGUUGGCUGGAACUUCGCAUCAGGAGGCAUUGUGCCACGCUGCUAUGGAUGAGAUCGACCCCAACAUUCGUUUCUGUGGAUACCGUCUGCGUUUGGCCAAGGAUGGUGUUGUCAAUGUUGAGGAGCUUGUCAAGAUGUCGGCUGCCAACAAGGCAUCUGGAUCAGACGUCCUGAUGCGCGAGAUCGAGCACUUGAUUGCACAGACCCGUCAGGAGAAGGCACAGGAUCUGGAAUCAAUUCAGUGGAGAUCCCAUGUCUUGCCCUUGAAGAACCCCAAGUUGGCCACAGCCAUCUUGGCUGCUCAGGAGACAGCAGCCGAGUUGAGCAACUUGCAGGGAACCACCUCUGAGGCCAAGCUGGAGCAGUUUGACAAGGUCUUGCAGGCCUAUGCCGAGGCCGAGAAGCAUGUCAAGAAGGCUCUCAAGGAGGAUGCUAUCGCAGCAGCAAAGGUCAAGUCGUCAAAGUCGGAGCAGAACACUGCAGACUUGAACAUGAUUGUUACAUAUAUCAGCUACUCCAGCCUCCGUACUACCAUCGACCGCAACUUGCUUCUCGCCAAGGAUGUCUACAAUAAGCUGGAGGGAGAUGAGGCAACCACAGACAGGAACGAGGAUGUGCAUUACCAGAACCUCGUCAAGGCUUACGACAACGUUGUCCAGAACUUGACGGCGAUUCAGGAACUUCCUGGUGUGGCUGCAGACACGAUUCUGACUUCAGAGGUCGAGAACAAGUUGUUGUAUUACAAAGCCUGGAGAUGCUUCUUCACAGCAACGGCAUACUCCAAGCUGUCGCGUCAUGUGGAAGCCAUUGCGCUGUUUGACCGUGCACAGUCGUAUGCUACUCAGAUUCGCAGCGGACUUGGACGGUCAUCGGCAUCGUCGCACGGUGCUGAUGCCGACUCUUUCAGCGUAACUGAGAAGGAACUGCAGGAAAUUGAGAGCAAGAUUCGUGGACGGAAAUGCCAGGUGCAUGCGGCCUGGUAUCUCGAGAACGGACAGGAGAGCGGAGACGGUAUUGAGAACAAGUUGUCGUCGAUGAGUCUGGACGAGAAGUCAUUGGACGAGCCUGCGUUGAUUAAGCGGUUGGAUUCUUACCCAACAUCGAUUACUUCAAAAGCCAACCCAACGGUACCUCAUCUGGUCGACUUUCCUCCAGCACUGCAGCCUAUUCCCGCCAAACCAUUGUUCUUUGACAUUGCGUUCAACCAUAUGGAUUAUAACCACGCUGCUUUAGCCGAGAGGGCUGGUCAUCCCAAGUCUGGCCAGAGUGAGUCUUCGGGAGGUGGAUGGUUUGGAUCCAUUUGGGGCCGUAAGUAA